AUCGGGACUAUAUGGAGGAUGGUCCAAUAAUUCCACGUUUUCUUCCGUUAAAUACUGCCUUUUUUUUGGGCUGUGUGCGAGCUUGCAUUGUCUUGGUGGAGGAUGAUUCUCCCUUCGGGGUUGACCUUGGAACACCCAAACAGCCACUGUCGUUUAUGUUCUGGUUCAUAAUAGUAAAUCCACGAUUCAUCACCACUAACAAUGCUGUACUCAUUUUUUGAGUUUCCGG
Messenger RNA from Acanthoscelides obtectus, 229 nucleotides. NCBI's taxonomy places the organism in Eukaryota, Metazoa, Arthropoda, Insecta, Coleoptera, Chrysomelidae. The record is from the annotation of a GenBank genome assembly.